Molecule: messenger RNA, 684 nt
Organism: Spirodela intermedia
Lineage: Eukaryota; Viridiplantae; Streptophyta; Magnoliopsida; Alismatales; Araceae
Source: the annotation of a GenBank genome assembly
AUGGCAGGAGGAAAGGACGGCGUAGUCCAGAGGGUGAUUCGUGAGGUGAGCGCCGGGACCGGGUUCCCAAUGCUCACCAAGACCAACUACUCCGACUGGGCGCUGCUCAUGAAGGUCAAGCUCAGAGCCCGGUUGCUCUGGACCGCCAUUGAGAAAGGGGGCGUCGAACCCCACGAAGACAUGCAGGCGCUCGACGCGCUCUGCAGCGCCGUGCCGCCGGAAAUGUGGCCGGUGAUCGCGAACAAGGAGACGGCCAAGGAGGCCUGGGAGGCUAUCGCCACCAUGCGGAUCGGCGAUGACCGCGUAAAGAAGGCGUCGGCUCAGAACUUGCGGCGGCAGUUCGACUCGGCGACGUUCAAGGAGGGAGAGUCUGUUGAGGACUACGCGCUGCGUCUCAACAGCAUGGCGUCGACUCUCAGCACCCUCGGCGACAAGGUCGAAGAGACGCAGGUAGUGGAGAAGAUAAUCCGCAGUGUUCCCCAGCGUUUCAGGCAGAUCGUGGUCGCGAUCACGAUGCUGCUCGCGGAUUUGACGGGUCGGCUCAAGGCGGCGGAGGAUGCCUUCGAGGAACCGCCGUCGGCUAUGCACCACGAGGGCAAGCUGUACCUGACUGAGAAGAGUGGGAUGCACGGCGGAGGAAGCGUGAUGAUGAGAAAACUGGUGGUGGAGGUAGCAGCAGCGUGA